Messenger RNA from Nothobranchius furzeri (turquoise killifish), 7222 nucleotides. The record is from RefSeq and is a predicted model, not a curated record. Lineage: Eukaryota; Metazoa; Chordata; Actinopteri; Cyprinodontiformes; Nothobranchiidae.
CCGGGAGGUGACGUCACUUCUCCCGGCAUGCAACAGUUCAAAUCGAAAUGGCGCCAUCUAGGGCUGCUCAAUUAAUCGAAUUUUAAUCACGAUUACGAUCUGAGUUUUGAACGAUUAUAAAAAACAUAAGCCGAUUAUUUGCUCCUCCCGCUUGCGCUGCCCUAAGUUGCAAAUGAAGCGCUCCUCCACAGUGUUGCCAACUUAGCGACUUUGACGCUAUUUCUAGCAGCUUUUCAGACCCCCUUCUUGACUUUUUAAUCCUAAAAGUACCUAGCGAACAUCUCAGAAACAUCUCUGGUAACCCUUAGCUACUUUCUGGAUAACUGUCGUCGACAUUUCCUGCAGGUUAGCUAAACACUCCACCUGCGCUCCGGACCGUUCUUCAGGACAUUAGGAAAGGGAAUGAUGUAGUGAUGUGUCGGUCGCUAAAGAAACAGCUCUCAGAGCCGGCUCCUUGUUGGAUUAACCAGAGUGAGUGACACACACACCGCACCUGCGGUCUCCUGAGCAGCUAAAAACAGCUAAAUGUGCGCGUGCGGCGUGCUAAACACACGUGCAGCUUGCCCGAUUGCUGUGAGACCGGGGUGGGGGGGUGGGGGGUGCAGCUGUGGUCGGGACAAUUAUUACAUUAACUGAUGGACCUGUAAAUAAAUAGUUUAUAAAUAAGGUAGAAAUAAGUUCCUCACGCUGAUAACUAAUCUCUCUGAGGACACGGUGCUAGUGAACUCUCCUACAGCACCUUGAUACGACUCAAUAAAUGUUAUGUAACAUUUUGUGAACAUCAAUUUAUUUGCAUUUAUUUGUUAUAAAUGCCACUGUAUAAUUCUUGCUGUCAGUAUUUGCAAGAUAUUGGUAUUUGGUUCUGUACUGGUUAGACUCAAGGUCUAUAGCCCUUGGGUCAUAGACUAUGAGCUAUAAGUAUAUUGGUCUUUUUAUCCUGGGAAUAAGGGGUUCUUUUAGUGAUCAUCUUGUUUCUUAUUUUUGUCCUGAUUGUGCCCUGAGCAGUUUUAUGACUGAAUAAAAACAAAUAAAAUCAACAUAAAUUGAAAAAUCGUCCUAAAUAAUCGUGAUCUCAAUUUCAGUCACCAUAAUCGUGAUUAUUAUUUUUGCCAUAAUCGAGCAGCCCUAGCGCCAUCUUGGCAGGCAGUAGCCCGCAGCUGGGCUAUUUGUUAUUGUCAGAAAACUCAAUCAGACAGGAAAUAUGGUAGAUUCCUGUUGUGCCCCAGGAUGCAGAAAAGACGCGGACGACAUAAGGAAUGAGCCAUCUACAGGAUUCCCCAAGAUCCGGAACACCGCAAACGUUGGAUCAUCGGAAUAAAACGCGCUAGUGACCGCGCUAAAAUGAAACUGUGGGACCCCGAGAGUAAAGGUUUUCGCUUAUGCAGCGAUCACUUCAUAUCAGGACAUGCACACCCAUGCAUGUGUCUCCUCAUGGAUCUCCUCAGUUGAACAACAACACAAUCACAUUUCCACAAACCGGUGGAAAUUGGAUUGGCUUGCUGACACAAGCAUCUCUGACCUGCACAAAGGAAGAGAGGUUGGUUUUUUAUUAUUAUUGAAAUGUAAACCUUCCCAAAGCGUUUCAGCAUUUGCAUGUCUGUGAAAGGUAGGAGGGGGAUGGUGGUGGCAUCGGUUUUAAAUGACAAAGAUCCUCCUCCCAUUCAUGGAAUGCCUUUAAACUGAAGUUAACCAUGUAGAUCACAUAGAGUACGUUUACAUGCAGCCAAUAUCCGGGUUAUGAUCGGGUUACGGUCGGUAUUCGGGUUUCUGAGUUGAUCAGAAUAACCCGUUUACAAGCCAGAGUUAACCCUAAUUUGCAUAACCCGCUUUCAAUGCGGACAUUGCGGUAGCGUCAGGACGUAUGGAUGACGUCAAGACGCAAUAUGCUUCAUUUCCAGUUCAUCUUGUUCCGGUAUCCAUGAAAACAACAACACGUUUCUCAGUUCGGAAGAGACAGCGAGAGCGUUUGUUUGCGCUUUAUUGCUGGUAUUGACCCACCAGCAGCUCUUAAAACGACUGUGCGUACUGGUCUUCAUUUGAAGGAGAGUACGUGAGCAAGAAAUUGCAAAUAUAGAGAGAGCUGCGCUAAACCUAUCCAACAUAUCGACGGUACCCGUUACCACCAGAGCCCCGCGGACACUUUGGAUGAAGGUGCGCAGCCAGGACUGGUGGGAGCGGGUUGUAAUGAUGGAGUUCACGGACACGGAUUGGCGUGAGAAUUUCCGUAUGUCACGUCAAUCUUUUGCUAAACUUUGUGGUAUGAUGGAAAGAGUGAUGGAGCCCAGUGUAGUAACCAUCCGCACACCAGUGCCUACAGAAAUGCGUGUUGCCAUGGUGCUGUAUAAACUAGCAAGCUGUGCAGAGUGUCGUUUGAUAGCAAACCAAUUUGGAGUGCACAAGAGCACCGUGAAGAAGAUGGUGUACCUAUUCUGCCACGGAAUGGUCGACUCUGUCAUCAAAACACUGAUCCGGGUACCCACUUUGGAGGAGGCAUGUGGCAUUGCACAAAGACUUGAACGUGCCCACUCCAUUCCUCAAAUCAUAGGUUGUGUGGAUGGGAGCCACAUCCCUUGCUUGCCUCCAAGUGAUGGCUACAGAGACUUCAUAAACAGGAAGGGAUGGCCAUCCAAUGUCCUCCAGGGAGUCUGUGAUGACAAAUACUGUUUUUGGAGUGUGAGCUGCAAAAUGCCUGGUUCAGCACUUGACGCCAAUGCACUCCGCCAGUCCAAUCUGUUCAACAACGCACAGUCCUUCCCAAAGAGAGCAAUGCAGAUCGAGGGGCAGGAUGUGGAUUUCUUCCUGCUGGGAGAUCCUGCGUACCCACUGAUGCCCUGGCUAAUGAAGGGCUAUCUGCAGUCCCCAAGACUGACACCACAAGAGGAAAGCUUCAACGUCUAUUUGAGUUCUGCUAGAACAUCUAUAGAGAUAGCAUUUGGUCGACUGAAAUCUCGUUUCCGUGUUCUGUUGAAGCGCAGUGACUUCCAUUUUACUUUCACAUCAUGCGUGGUAGCAACCUGUUGUGCUCUACACAACUUUUGUGAGAUGGAGAAGGAGCGUGUUAAUCCCAGAUAGGCAGAGGAGGCCACAUCAAUAGAAAGGCUGUUUCCACAGCCUGUGUCACAGGUCAAUAGGGCUGAUAACAGUGCAGCCUCAGCUAUCAGACGGGCCCUGAUUACCUUGCUGCACGUGUCCCACUCCGUAAGCGUUUAGUAAGAGCGUGAGUGUGCAGGACGAAUGGCUCUGAUAGGAAACAAACAACUUUAAACUGUAAGCUCGAUACUUUUCAAAACGCUUUAUUUUCUAAGUUUUAAAAGAUGUUUAUCUGCCUUCUCCUUUGUUGCUGUGCACCUCUGAAAAAGAACAGGUAUGUGCAAUGUUCAAAUAAAAUGUCAACACAUACAAGUUUUCUAGUAAGUUUAAUAAAACAUUUGUUCUUUAAUAAAGCACAUAACAAAAUAACAUUUUGGUUUUGCUUUUUAAAUGUGAGGUUGAUUCAGAAAUCAUCUGAGACAUGAGUGCCUCAUCACUGGCAUGUCUCAACUGCCUUUGCUGCUCAAACCAUUGCUUCUGCGUGUGCUGCAUUCUCUCAUGAACUGUUGAUGUUGAGUAAGUGAAGCGGCUCCACGGUGCCUGGACCUGCAACUUGACCCACCUAGAGCAGACAUGACAGGCCUUAGAAAGUGUUGGGUAAGUUCUCUCUUAGUGUUCGACUAUUAUCACUUUUUGCAUUCUUAUGAAACUUGUGGAUUCUAGAAGAGGUUUCUUUACCUUUAGCUGACAUGUGUCCGAUUGUCACCUGCUCCUCCGUCAUAAACAAACAUCUUCCUACAAUUCUGAGUUUACUAAGAAUGCAAAAAGUGACGAUAGUCCUUAGUUUGGGUCAACGGUUAUAUUACAUAAUAUCUCAUAAUCACUGUAAUCAAAUUAUCCACUAAAGAAAGGUACUAUUUUCAGACAUUACACAAGGAGGAGGAGUGACCUGGGGUUACAAUACGCUAUAACCAGUUAUGCCUUUAGUAACAGUAUUUAGAAAGCUCACCAGGAAUAGCUGCAGUGGGAUUUGAUGGCUGUGUAGACUGGCAAGGCACAGUCAUUGAAGGUCCACCUUCUCCAAUAUCUGCAUCUGGCCAGACAUAAAAACAAGCAAAAUGUUACAGCUUGAUGUUAAAAAAGAUGUUACUGAUAGGUUAAACACAGAUGGGUCGACGCAUGUAUCUAACUCCGAGAGCGAAACCCUUUGUUGGUAUACGUAUUGGAUUGAGAAAGUCAUGUGACUUACCUGUGUUUUCAUCCAUAACAUCAUCAUCAUCCUCUCCUUCAAGAUGAACCAGACCGAUGAACACAGAGGUUUCCUCGUCACUCCAAAAGUGUGGUGCUGUGCCGCGACUCGCCAUGUUGCUCCCAACUUGUUUACUUCCGGAGUUCUGGCGCGUACAAGACGUCUCGCUACUCAAAAGACCAAGAUUCCUUGCGAACAGAGCAUGCGCAGAACACACGCUUUGAUGGGGACAUCCCGAUAUGCGUUUACACGACCAAACAUUCGGGUUAGAAAAGGGUUACCCCAGGUGUAGUAACCGGGUUUUUAAAAACCCGGUUAUGAGCAUAUUGGCGGUGUUUACAUGGACCUGCGGAACCGGGCUAUUGCGAAUAUUCGGGUUUUAAAAGGGUUACUGGCUGCAUGUAAACGCACUGAUUAACACCAUAAUCAUACAUAUUUAAUUUUUUGUGUUUACCUCUUUAAAGAUGCUGUUAUUUAUAUUGUGUAACUAAUUUAUAGUGAAAUCCCUGAUAAUUGGUUUCCAGUGUCACAUACCAGUCCCUGUAUGCAUGUUGGACUGAAGACAGAUGUUUUGAGAAGGAAACAUGUUGUUUUUCAUGAAGUUAGCUAUUUUUUGUCUUUUUAAGUCCUUUUGAAAGAUGUUUGUAAUGAAAUAUAACUGCCACCUGUCUGUUUUCACCCUGUUAUGCAAGCCCAGGUCUCAGGGGCAGUGUCGUCUUUAGGAGUGAUUCCUGUGUCUGCUGGGCCUUCUCAGGUGUCCUUAAGCCACAAGCUGGGUCUGAUUCGGCCCAGCUUGUGGCCCGGUGGUUCAGAGACGUCUGAUGGUUUACUCUGCGCCCUGCCUUGUGAACUUGGCCGGCUUUGAGGGUGAGCUGGCACCGCGCCAUGGCCAAUCGGCUUGAGGACCUUGCCAGAGUGGGGUUUGCUGGGAGAAUCUACGCUCGGUUACGGGCUCAGAGUUGGAGGAGACGGUGCGUGAUCCUGGUGCUGCGGCCCCGCCGCAGACCCGGUUUGGUCUGGUCAAUGCCAGGUCUGUGCAGAACAAAUCUUUUAUUCUUUGGGAUUUUUUUAUUCAAUAUGGCUUGUUUUCUGUGCAUCUAUGAGUUCUGGAUUCCGUUUGGUGACUCAAGCGCCCUGCUGGAGCUGGUACCACCUGGCUGCUCCUGUUUUAAUAUCCGUAGAUCGCAGGGCAGAGGUGGAGGGCUGGUUGUUGUUUUUAAAUCCAGCUUUCCUUGUAAACAGCUCACACCCACCAUGUCAUUUUCUUCCUUUGAACUGUGCAUCUCCCCCCGCCUGCUCGUCGUGCUGAUUCAUCGCCCUCCAAAGACUGACUCUAACUUCCUAAAUGAUUUCUAUGAUCUUGUGGCAGACUGCAUCCUAAAAUAUGACUAUGUCCUAUUUCUUGGGGAUUUUAACAUCCAUAUCUGCUGUCCUGACAGUGUAGCCUGGCAAGCCAGACUAAACAAAUGUAUUAUUUAAUGUAUUAUUACAAACUUUGCAAAGCAAGAAUGUGGUCUAGUUCACUAGGCUACUGACAAUGUGCUUACUAAAGGCUUUUUGAAUUUGCUAGAUUCAUUCAAUUUAACUCAAUGGGUAUCGUCCCCAACUCAUGCCAGGGGUCACACCCUGGACCUGGUUCUCUCUUUUGGUCUCCCUGUCAUGAACCUUGUGACUUUGCCUCCUGUGUUCUCUGAUCACUCUCCUAUACUCUGUCAUGUUACGUUGCCAUGUCCUGUCCCUGUGUGUGAAGCUCCAGCUACUAGGUUCAGAGCCCUGGAUGCAGAAACUGUUGCAAAGUUUGUGGACUGCAUGUCUGUAAGGUUAGAGACCUUUAACCCUGAUCCAUCUAACAUUGAUCAUUACUCACAACACUUUGAUUUACUUUGUAAUCAGGUCCUGGAUGUGGUUGCCCCUCUCAAACUGUGCAAGUCUAGGCCUAGGAGGGAGCCUUGGCUCUCUGAUGUCACACGGGCUUGUAGGCGGGCGUGUAGAUCCUCUGAGAGAAAGUGGAAAAAGGAUGGCCUACAGGUCUCGCAUGAGUUGUUCAAGCAUCUCUGGUUGCUUAUCAGGAUGCAGUGAGGGCUGCCAGAACGGCAUAUUUUGCAAACAUCAUUGAAACAAACUCUAAGAAUCCCAAGAUUCCAUACAGCACAAUAUCUCAAUCCAAAAUGACUUCCUAUCUCUGGCUCCUUCAAAGGCAGUUCGAAUUCUGGGCGUUGUGUUUGAUGAACACCUGACCUUUAAAGAUCAUGUUGCCUCUGUUGCUCGUUCAUGCCGCUUUGCGCUGUAUAACAUACGAAAGAUCAGACCAUACCUAACACAACAUGCCACCCAGCUCCUGGUGCAAUCUACUGUCAUCUCCCACCUCGAUUACUGCAAUGCCCUUCUAACUGGUCUUCCAGGCUGUUCUGUGAGACCUCUUCAAAAGGUCCAGAACGCAGUGGUGCGUCUGGUCUUCAAUCAGCCAAAAAGAGCACACGUCACCCCUCUGUUCAUUGAGCUCCACUGGCUACCGCUAGCAGCACGCAACAAAUUCAAAUUGCUAACACUAGCAUACAAAGUCAGAGACGGUACGUCUCCAAUCUACCUGAAUCCUCUUGCAUAGGCUUACGUCUCGGCCCGGCCGCUCUGGUCAUCACAGGAUCGUCGGCUAGCAGUGCCUACACCACGCUCAGGACAAUCCAGAGUCUUCUCAUGUGUAGCGUUGUGGUUUUAUGCUCUUUUAUGAUAGAGGAACCAUGCUACGUAUUAAUUCGGAAUAUUAAUUUUUAAUAUUCAAUAACCAAGUUUUAUAUUGUUCAGAAGACUCAAAGGUUGUUUUCAUCGAUAAACUGCCGAUAAUAUCUGAGUGUCUGUGUUUCAGUUCAAUGAGGAAACCAGUUUGACGAUUAAAAGUUUUAAUUCUUCAAAUUAAACUAAUGAUUUUGAAAAUUGACAAACAGG